UUGGACAUGCGCAGAUGAGAGAUGCCAUAUUGGAACGGGGGCAGCAGCAGCUGAAAGACGUCGCUUGCGUUGCUUUGCUCGGGCUCACGCGAACGAGGAGAAGAAAAAAAAAACAGGGGGUCUCGAGAAGGAGAGGCGACUAAAAACUUGGACAGGGCUAUUUAGGAAAGUAAGAGAUGCAGUGAAGGAGAAUUGACGCACCACAAGUCAAAGGGUAUUGCUCGCAAGGAACUGGAAGUGCAGGAUGCAGUCUCGCACGCAGGAGCAGCCAUUGGUCCUGACUGCAAUAAAGUCACACACUCCAACCAAUGGGAAAGAAGAGGAGGUCAACACAGAUGUAGAUUCCAUGGAGGACGAGCCAGGGUUUAACUGGGAGGAGUACCUGGAGGAGACGGGGGCUACCGCAGCCCCUCACACCACCUUCAAACAUGUGGAGAUCAGCCUACAGAGCAGCUUCCAGCCCGGUAUGAAGCUGGAGGUGGCCAAUAAAAGCAGCCCCGACACAUACUGGGUGGCCACCAUCAUCACCACAUGUGGCCAGCUGCUGCUGCUGCGCUUCAGCGGCUACGGCGAGGACCGCAAGGCCGACUUCUGGUGUGAUGUCAUGACGGCCGAGCUGCACCCGGUGGGCUGGUGUGCACAGAACAACAAGACCCUCAUGCCUCCUGAAGAUAACAUUUACCUAAGAAAAGCCAUCAAAGAGAAGUACAGCGACUGGACUGAGUUCCUGGUCCAGGAUUUGACCGGCUCCAGGACGGCUCCAGCAAACCUGUUGGAGGGGCCUCUUCGAGGGAAAAACACAGUGGAUCUGAUCACCGAAGGCUCGGUUUUAGAGCUUCAGGACGUCUCAGAUCCUUUCCUUUACUGGCCAGUUCACGUCAUCCAGAACGUCGGAGGCAGACUCCGCCUUCGCUAUGCUGGUGUUUCUGAUGACCAUGAGGCCCAGGACAUGUGGAUUUUCUACCUGGAUGUUAGGCUCCGCCCUCUGGGUUGGGCCCUUGAGAAUCACCUCAGUUUAGAGCCACCGACAGAGUUCAAGUCUUUAAAGAGCACCCCCGACUGGCAGAAGGCUCAGGAGGAUGCUCAGUGUGAUGGACAGACCAGACCGCUGCCUCUCGAAGUGUUCAAGGACCACGUAGACCUGCCCAAGCACUCCUUCAAGGCGGGAAUGAAGCUGGAGAUGGUUCCUCAGUGGGAGGAGCUCCAUAUCUGCCCUGUUUCUGUCACCAAGGUCUACAAUGAGAUCUAUUUCCAGGUCACAAUGGAUGAUCUGUCCGCUGAUACAAAGCCACGCUCUGUGGUUUGCCACUCCAACUCACUGGGCAUCCUGCCCGUCCAGUGGUGUCUGAAGAAUGGUGUAAGUCUGGAGCGACCCAGGGGCUACGAGGGCCAGGACUUCGACUGGGCCGACUACCUGAAGAAGACAGCGACUGAAGCUGCUCCUGACACCUGCUUCCCUGAUACUUGGCAGAACAGAGGCUUCGCCAAGGACAUGUGGCUGGAGGCAGUGAACCCUCGUCGUCCGGCCGAGGUGUGUGUGGCUCAGAUCACACAGGUUAGAGGACGCCUGCUGUGGCUGCGACUGGAAGGUGUGCCGAAGCCCCUGUCAGAGUGCAUCGUUGAUGUUGAGUCAAUGGACAUCUUCCCUGUCGGAUGGUGCGAGGCAAACACUUACCCUCUGACCACUCCUCUCAAACCUGUCUGCCAGAAGCAGAAGAAGAUAGCAGUGGUCCAGCCAGAAAAACAGUUCGUUCAGUCGCAGCUGAUGGAGACGAAUCCUGUCAACCACUGCCAGCCUGUCCCCAUGGAAACAGGUUCAGCCAAUGGAAAAUACUCCUGUUCAAAGAUUUUCGUCAACCACCGCUGUUUCUCAGGACCCUACCUCAAUAAGGGACGAAUCGCAGAGCUGCCACAGGCUGUCGGACCCGGAAAGUGCACACUGGUCCUGAAAGAGCUGCUGAGCAUGCUGAUCAACGCUGCUUACAAGCCUGGGCGAGUCCUGAAGGAGCUGCAGGAGCUUGAGGAUCAGAGCUGGGACUUCCAAGAGGAGACCCUCAAAGCCAAAUAUAAAGGGAAAACCUAUCGCUCCACCAUCCGUAUAGUCCGCCUCGCAGACCAGAUCCCAGACUUCUGCCGUAAGGUGUGUCUGAAGCUCCAGUGCUGCCCGAACCUCUUCAGCCCCAUCCUCGUUACCGACAAGUGCCCGGAGAAGUGCUUCAUACAGACAAAAACCAAAUACACCCACUACUAUGGGAAGAAGAGGAAGCUGUCCAAGCCAGCGGGAGGAGAGGAGACGGCAGAGGGGGAGCUGGCCAAGCCGACGCGCCGCAGGAAGAAGAGGAAAGCUAUCUUUGUGCAGAAGAAAAGGCGCUCAUCCACUGUGGACUACACUCCUGCUGGCUCACCACAGGACAGUGACGAGGAGCAGGAGGAUGAAGAGAUGGCAUUGCAGUCGGGCAGUGAAGGCACCAGCUCAGAGCCUCGUGAGGACCACACAGACACAUCCUCUGUGGAGGUGACCAGCAGUCGUCCACGGCGUGCCGCCACACUCCGCAGGGCAAUCAGCAUGGGCAACGCCAUGAGCAACCAGGAGGCUACAGAAGGCCGCAGGAGGUCAACCCGCUCACUGUCAGCCUACAACCAGAACAACAACAAGUACCAGCCACCCAAAGGACAAGACGUCCAGGUGGAGGAGGAGGAAGGCCAGCUGGUUCUGGACAGGAACCCUCUGGAGUGGAGCGUAGACGAAGUCGUACAGUUCAUCAACUCUACAGACUGUGCAUCUCUGGCCAACAUCUUUCAAGAGCAGGACAUCGACGGCCAGGCCCUGCUGCUGCUCACUCUGCCCACGGUGCAGGAGUGUAUGGACCUGAAACUCGGUCCAGCCAUCAAACUAUGCCACCAAAUUGAGCGCGUCAAGGUUGCCUUCUACAGACAGUACGCGAACUGACCAGGAAGCAUGUCUGUGAGGACGCUAUGGUUGUGCACGUCUGGAAAAUCAUUGGAUUUAGUUCCCUCUUUAUGGAAAAAAAAUGGGAAUCUGACGAUGUGGAUUUUUUUUUUGAAGAAUUCCAGAUUGCUAGAAGGGAUUGUUUUCAGUGCAGUUGCAUGGGAAAAGCACAAACUCAGUGACAGUGGAGUGAACUGUGGAAGAUUUAUUGCUACGAUGAGCUGAAGGAAUAACUUCUGGGAUACUGUAUGAAGAUGUGAUUUAGUACCCACUAAGACUUUCCCACUGCUGCCGCCAGCAGAACAAAACACAUUGGAGAUGGCCCAUUUGCUUUACUGAUCUGUGAAGAAGUUAUUUUGAGAAGUGGAUGAGUCGUUUCUGAAGACACUUUGGUUUAUUUCUUACUUUAUUUGUGAUAGAGGAGCGUUUGAGUUAAAAUUAUAACCAUAACCACUUACAGCGUUUCCCCCUUUUGUGUGACAUAAUUGGUUCUGAAAAAUAUAAUGGAAAAAACUAUUUAACAUCCAAAAAUUAAUAUAUUUGGAAUAUUUAUUGUGAUCUUAAUUUAUGAGGAGUAAUCUCUUUGGAUGUGAAAAAAACAAAUGAACAUUUCUGACAUAAUGUCAACAUUUUCCACUGAAACAAGCCUCUAAAGCAGGUUUUCAGUGAUUCGCAAACCUGCUGUUUUUUCUAGAUUUACAUUGUAUUUUGUGGGGAAAAAGGCAUAAAUAGUAUUGUUUGACAAACUGACAUCCUAAACUAAUCUGAACUCAGUCUUGCUCUCUCCUUAUUGUUACAAUCACGUGAAAUAAUCCUGUAAGCUAUUUUCUGUCCAUCUAUGCAAAUGUGUUGCAGAUAUUUUUGAUAAGAAAAUAAAUUUCUAUUGAUUUUUA
Sphaeramia orbicularis (orbiculate cardinalfish) is the source of this 3843-nucleotide messenger RNA. It is a transcript of the gene sfmbt2, whose product is annotated as Scm like with four mbt domains 2. Bases 245 to 2950 code for a protein of 901 amino acids. Gene Ontology annotation, biological process: negative regulation of DNA-templated transcription. Gene Ontology annotation, molecular function: histone binding; transcription corepressor activity; chromatin binding. The record is from RefSeq and is a predicted model, not a curated record. Gene Ontology annotation, cellular component: nucleus. The transcript is spliced from 21 exons. NCBI's taxonomy places the organism in Eukaryota, Metazoa, Chordata, Actinopteri, Kurtiformes, Apogonidae.